Protopolystoma xenopodis is the source of this 435-nucleotide messenger RNA. Lineage: Eukaryota; Metazoa; Platyhelminthes; Monogenea; Polystomatidea; Polystomatidae. The record is from the annotation of a GenBank genome assembly.
UCGCAAGCGCACUGGAGGCAACUGAUUCCUGGCAUGAAAGCUCAACUACUCGAAGAUAACUUUUGUGGCUGGAUGCAGCGGAUCUCCAAGAGACGAACGGAAGAAACGAAAGUGGGACCAACAGGCCUUAUUCACUUUUCCAAGUGCCGAGUCCGUCAGCUAUCUGGUCCUAACGCAUUUCCAGUGGAUAAUUUAGAUCAAAAUGAUUUAGGUCUAUCAACUACUGCUGGAUCAACUAAAAAAGGUGUAUUAUAUUGGAUGUCACGUGACCAAAGAAUUCAGGAUAAUUGGGCUCUGCUUUACGCUCAGAGAUUAGCAAUCAAAUUUAAGACGGCUCUUCAUGUCUGCUUCUGCCUGGUACCAACAUUUGCUUGUGCUACUUGGCGACAGUACCAUUUUAUGUUAGCAGGUCUUCGCGAGGUCGAGCAGGUAUAG